AGUUGUAUUUCAGUCUGAUCAGACAGUCAGCAGCAAGACAACAUGGAGGCUGCAGCUCUCUGCGUCAGACUGCUGAUGCUUGAAUUCAUUCUGCUGGCGACCGGAGUUCAGAAGAGUUAUAGUGUGUAUGGUGAUGCAGUUUUUCUCCGUAUCCGUCCAAACAGACAGCAGCACUUUUCAUAUCACCCCAUCUCAUUUCAAUGUGAGGGAGGUGACGGUUCAUCUCAGUUAAGAGGAGUCAGGAGUUCAGAGGAAAUUAAUCCAGCAUGUCAAAGUAAGACGACAUCAACAGGUUUCGUCUGUACUAUCAGUAACAUCUAUGUAGCUGAUAGUGGAGAAUACUGGUGUGAGACUAAAGGAGGACAGAGAAGCAACAGUGUCAACAUCACUGUCACUGAUGGUUCUGUGAUCUUGGCCAGUCCUGCUCUGCCUGUUUUGGAGGGUGGUACUGUAACCCUGAGCUGCAAAAAAAAGACAACUACCCACCACCUCUCAGCUGUUUUCUACAAAGAUGGUGUCCUGAUAGAGAGCAGUUCUACAGGAGACCUGAUCAUUAACAACGUUAACAAGUCUCAUGAAGGAUUCUACAAGUGCAGCACUCAUGAUGCCGGUGAAUCACCAGGAAGCUGGCUGGCUGUCAGAGAUGCUCCCCCCAGUGACUCUGGCACCACUCGUACCCUGAACCCAGCUGAGAUCACUGUCACCAUUUUAUUCUUGGCUCUGUUGCUGCUCGCGGUGGGAUUCCUUUACAUCAGGAACCGCAGAGAUUUGCCCUCCUAUCAGUCAGUGGUGAUCUACUUCUCCUCAAAGAUACAAGCAGCAGCAUCACACUCAGGCCAGGACAAUCAAAUGGUCUCUGGAGAUGAACCUGCAGAUAAUGAAAGCAGUUUGACGUAUGAAGUUGUCUUUCCACAACAGAGGAAGACCAAAGACUCGGCAGACGCUGCUGAUAACGAUCAUCACGUUGAGACAAACCAGAGCAGAAAACCACAGACAGAUAAAGAUGAGGAUAAAGUUGUUUACUACACCUUGAAACUAAGUGACACUUCACAUGAUCUCCAACAUGAUGAUACAGGUGACACCUGACUGAAGAAGGGAGGAGAGACUCCGAGCUGAUGUGUGAAACAGAAGAUUAACAAAUCAAGAAUACUGCUGAACUGUGAAGCUUUGUGUUGAAAUCAUGUGUAGUGUUGUCAUCAAUGUUGUCUGGGUUGAUGGGAGGUCUUACUGUUGAUGUGACUGUUUUGAUAGUUUGGUGAUUCCCAUUUUCAGGAGAAGUUUGGUUUGGUUUGUUUGUAUUGUGUAUGUAUUACAUAUUACAUGUAUUGCUUGUGCUUGCAAUAUGACACUGGCCCAUGUAGAAUGACACUGGACAGUGCAGACUACAUUAUAUGAAUGAGAUUCAGCACUGCAGUCACAAUGAAAUGUGUGUGUAGGUGAUGUUAUUUAGCUGGCAACAAUCAUCUAAUCCAACAGCAUACAUUUAAUAUCCUUCAGCAGGGUUUUUAAACAAAAAUCAUCAAUUUUGCUACAGGCUUUGAACAAUGAAGUUACACCUCUUAAUGCAGGUGGGUUGUAUACUCAAACCACAAUAAAAUCAUCACAACUCACAAAAAGUGUGAAAAAAGCUCUACGUGACUCUCACAUGGAUCAGUUACCUGUUCAAAGUUAAGUUGUGUGUUGAAAAGACACUCAAAAUGAAAUUGCGCUUUGUAUGGAAGAUAGACUUUACAGUUAAGAUGAUAAAAAAAGCAAUUCAUGGGGAAACCCAAGCUUACUUCAAAGUCCUACAUGAUUUA
Molecule: messenger RNA, 1799 nt
Organism: Acanthopagrus latus (yellowfin seabream)
Lineage: Eukaryota; Metazoa; Chordata; Actinopteri; Spariformes; Sparidae
Exons: 10
Coding region: 43-1086 (347 amino acids)
Biological process (GO): cell surface receptor signaling pathway
Molecular function (GO): transmembrane signaling receptor activity
Source: RefSeq, a predicted model, not a curated record